ACUCCAAGAUAUCAUCCAAACAAACCAUAAAUACGUCCAUACGCUAAAUCACCACUCUCCACCAUUUCUCUUUAUGUCCAAAUUUUGAUCAUCAGAUAUGCAGAACAAAACGAAUCGUCUGGAAAACAGAGGGAUUCACAUGGGAAGCUUAAAUCCAUCUCCUCAGCUAACCUUGGAUUUCCGACCAAGUUUUAUCCCCAAAACAAUCGGCCAGUUUCUUGGAGAAGUGUCGAGAAUUAGUAACGUAACAGAGAAGCUUUUGCAAGUUGAUGAUUUUGUUAAACGAUUAGAAACAGAAAAACGGAAAAUCGAAGCUUUUAAAGAUCUCCCUCUAUGCAUGCUCCUCAUGAACGAUGCAAUCUUUGCGUUGAAGGAGGAAUCAAUGAUGUUAAAGAAAACAUCAAAUCCCGAACCAGUACUCGAAGAAUUUAUACCACUGAAGAACAAUAGUAAUGAUGAUUCAAAACUCGAAAUUUUCGAAAAACAAAAAGAGAAUAGCGAUAAGAAGAAUUGGUUGAGCUCAACACAGCUUUGGAACAGUAAUGAGAACUCCGAGGAAGAAGAUGCCGGAAUCAAGAAUCCGAUGAUUCCUCGUCCUACACAAAACCUUCAAUCAAACAUUCGGAAUGGCUGCACACCGCCUCCACCACCACCAUCGCCGCCGCCGCCGCCACCACAGCAGCAGGUGGCCAGGAAACAGAGAAGAUGCUGGUCAGCGGAGUUGCAUAGACGAUUUAUUGCUGCGUUACAAGAACUUGGUGGUUCACAAGCAGCGACUCCUAAGCAGAUUCGAGAGCUUAUGCAAGUAGAUGGUCUCACCAAUGAUGAAGUAAAGAGCCAUUUGCAGAAAUUCAGGCUUCAUACACGGAGGCUUCCAUCUUCGGACACAAAUCAACAUGUAGGAUUCUCUAAAUGUAGCAAUUCUCAAUUGCAUUCUCCUAAUGGGCCCCUUAUGAAUGGUGGAGACAACAUGGUUGAUGAUGAAGUAGAAGAUGAGAAAUGUGAAAAUUAUUGUUGGAGUUAGCAGUUGGAGUUUCAAUUCCAAUGUCGAUUUAGCUCUUUGUGGGCCCUAACCUCUUAUGUGAGCCACCUAAGUUGUUGUGUA
Molecule: messenger RNA, 1105 nt
Organism: Lactuca virosa
Lineage: Eukaryota; Viridiplantae; Streptophyta; Magnoliopsida; Asterales; Asteraceae
Source: the annotation of a GenBank genome assembly